Molecule: messenger RNA, 1135 nt
Organism: Carassius carassius (crucian carp)
Lineage: Eukaryota; Metazoa; Chordata; Actinopteri; Cypriniformes; Cyprinidae
Product: transmembrane protein 88B-like
Exons: 3
Coding region: 99-605 (168 amino acids)
Cellular component (GO): plasma membrane
Molecular function (GO): PDZ domain binding
Source: RefSeq, a predicted model, not a curated record
UCUCUCUCUCUCUCUCUCUCUCUCUCUCUCUCUCUCUCUCUCAGUGUGAUGUUUGUAUCCUCUGGAUAACGGAAUAAAAUCAUCGCAGCUGCAGUAGGAUGUGUGGAAUGACGGUGCUUUUAGAUGAUGGUGGAGGUGAUGAAGACUUUGAUGUGGAUGAUGGGAUCCGGAUGCUGCCUCCUCCUCCGGCUCAGUGUGAUGGCGGGGUCUGGGGGGCCCGGCGGGGUCACUGCGGGUGUGUGCUGUGGACGCUGCUGCUGCUGCUGUGGAACGUCCUGCUGCUGCUGGGGUGUGUGCUGCUGAUGCUCCUGAUCUUCAGCCUCAUCCUGUUGCCCACCGCCCUGCUGCUGUACGCCGGCUUCCUGUGCCAUUCACGGGUUGUGGCUUCUCAGACUGCUCUUUGCCGUUACCUUGACGACAACAGUUGCUCUGCCCUCAUCAUCCUGGGCUUUGUCAUGAUGUCUCCGCUCGUGGUGGUUGCUGCGGCGACGUUUUGCGCUAUUCUCAGGCGGCUCCACCUUCUCUUAUAUUUUCAGCCAAUCACAGCAGCUCGUUACCAAGGGCAGGGCUUUGGCUGGAAGCGGGACAUCCACGCCUGGGUUUGACUGACAGACACACCCAUUAUUCUCAGGUCAGCAUCCGAGGUGACCUCUAGCAACAUUUAUAGUGUAAAGGUCAAAGGGUGAGUGAUGUCACAGAGGACAGCGAUGGCAUUACCGUAACUCUAUAGAAACGCAAUCACAUAACAUGUGUAACACAGUGUUUAUAAUAUAUCCCUUAAUGACCAAACUGUAACUCUGGAAACAUUUAUAAGAGAAUCCUAUUUCAGUCAGUUCAAUUUUUCACAUGAUUGAGAAAUUGAUGUAAGUGUACUGUAUAUUUAAAUUGUAAACGUGUUACCAUGUUACAUUAUAUGGCUACUUUAUUUCCACACAUGCUAGAUUCGUUAAGUCUGAUUGCGUGCAAUAUACGACGAUGCUCUGUGCGAAGCAAUCACACAAAUGUACAUCAUCACAAUGAAAAAUAUCUCUUUGUUCAGAAGAAAACCAAGGUGUAACAGACUUCUGUGUAACACCAAACUGACGUUUCACUGGUUUAUGAAUAAGUGUAGUAGUUUAGAGAUGUGUUUGAUUGC